AUUAAACAUCUGGAAAAAACUCAUCUUAUCUGUAUCAAAACUAAUAUUCAACAAUAAUUAUAGUGCAUUUGAUGAAGAUACAAACAAUUACUUUGCUCCUGCUUCAGCUUUUACUUUUAUGAAUAAUUUAAAUUCUAAUCAGCAUAUGAAUAAUAAUCGAAGACAAAACCCUUACAGAUAUCAAAAUAGGCAUAUGGGUAUGAUGCCAUUUGGAAUAGGUCCAAUGAAUCCAUUCAAUGUAUUUAAUCAAAUGGAAGCACUUUUCAAUAUGCCAAAUGACAUUCAAUGUAUGAUGCAAAAUAUGAGUAACAUACCUACUAAUCAAGGAUUUUCUCACUCUUCCGUUAUGACUUUUUCUAGUAACGGAAACUCACAACCAUAUGUAUACCAGGAGUCUCAAUCCACUCGCAUUGGGCCUGGAGGCGUAAAGGAAGUACGUAAAACAAUUAAGGAUUCAAAGACUGGUAGAGAAAAAGUAUUAGUAGGUCACCACAUCGGGGAAAGAGCUCACGUUAUUCAAAAAAAUAAAAAUAUAAAUACGGGUGAAGAGGAAGAAGAAGAGGAGUUUAUUAAUAUCGAUGAAGCUGAAGCGAUUGGAUUUAAUCAAGAAUGGGCCAAAAAAACUAAAAAUCCUACUAAAAUUAAUUUGAUCGAUAAUACCUCACCACAAUUAGCUCUGACUUAUAACUCCAACUCAGCAUCCACUUCUCAUCCAACCCAAAAUCAAAAGCCAGUGAAUAAUGGUGGGCGAUCUAAAAGACAUCGUCAAAAUCAAUAAAUUAUCUUAAAUUUGAUUAUUGCUAUUUAUAAAAAUUUAAAAAUAUAAUGUUUAUUUUAAAUAUUGAUUAAUCUAUAAAUUUAUGUUAAAUUUAAUAAUUAUCAUAAUUGUAACCUUGAUUAUAAAGUUAAUAUAUAUCUAAACAGCC
Messenger RNA from Gordionus sp. m RMFG-2023, 926 nucleotides. Its product is annotated as myeloid leukemia factor 1-like. NCBI's taxonomy places the organism in Eukaryota, Metazoa, Nematomorpha, Gordioida, Chordodea, Parachordodidae. Gene Ontology annotation, cellular component: nucleus; cytoplasm. The transcript has 7 exons. The record is from RefSeq and is a predicted model, not a curated record. The coding region runs from base 119 to 778 and encodes 219 amino acids. Gene Ontology annotation, biological process: regulation of DNA-templated transcription.